AUGCUUCACCGUACCAAAUACAACCGCUUCAGGAAUGAGUCAGUAACAUCGGUUGAUGAGCUACUCCAAGGCCUGUCAAUGAACCCUAAGGUCUCGGCCGCCCCCCAACCUGCUGCCGAGACAUCUUACGCCCCCUCGACCGAGAUCCACCCCUCUUCUUCCACCACCACCACCACCGCUUCCAGCACCACCACCAGCCACAGCUCCGACCACCUGGAGGAUGGAGGCACCACCCUGUGCACGCUCAUCAACAAAGUGUCUAACCUGAAAUUCAGCAACUCGGGCAGCUUGUUGGGCAUCAAAGGUCUGCCCUCAGCUGUCAAGGACCUGGCUGUGUCUAAGCUGCAGGGGAGUGGGGGCUCAGGAUCCAGUACCUCUGGUAGCCCUGGCCCCAGUGUGUCAGUGGCUGUGGCGGCAGCAGCAGCCUCCAGUGUGGGCAGCUCAUUGUGUAGCUCAGCCUCCGUUGGUGCCCCUUCCUCCCAGCUGGAGUCAGCAAGCAGUAUGAACAAGAAGAGCCGGCUGGAAGAGCAUCAGCCCAGCGGAGAGGACUGGAACCCAGGAGGAGGAGGUGGACUGGUGAACAAACCCUCCAGAGGUUGGCUGCACUCGAAUGAGAAGAUCUCUGGCCCUGGAGUGACAUAUAUUGUAAAGUAUCUAGGCUGCAUAGAAGUCCUUCGGUCAAUGAGGUCCCUAGAUUUCACCACCAGGUCACAAAUAACAAGGGAAGCUAUUAGCUUGGUGUGUGAGGCUGUUCCAGGGACCAAAGGAGCGCUGCGAAAGAAAAAGCCACCUUCUAAAGCCCUGUCCAGUAUACUAGGGAAGAGCAACCUGCAGUUUGCUGGCAUGUCCAUCAACCUCAACAUAUCCACCAGUAGCCUCAACCUGAUGACCCCUGACUCAAAACAGAUCAUAGCCAACCAUCAUAUGCAGUCCAUCUCCUUUGCAUCAGGUGGAGACCCUGAUACAACAGAUUAUGUUGCCUACGUUGCAAAGGACCCAGUUAAUCGAAGAGCUUGUCAUAUCCUGGAGUGCUCUGAUGGGCUGGCUCAAGAUGUCAUCAGUACCAUCGGUCAGGCCUUUGACCUACGCUUCCAACAAUAUCUGCAAUGCCCUUCAAGCAAGCUCUCCUGCACACAUGACAGGGUAUUAAACAUGGAGGAGUUUCCAUGGACAGAGGAAGAAGAAGAGCUAGCAGAACACCCCUACUACAACAAUAUCCCCGGCAAGAUGCCUCCCCCCGGAGGCUUCAUCGACACCAGGCUGACCAGUCAGAGCACAGCACCAGAUGGAGGCCAGAUGGGCCCUGGCUUGGUAGACCAGACAUACUACCAGGGACGGCACUGUGGAGAGAGCUGGGGGGACGAGCGGAAGCCAAUACUAAUGCAACAAGGGUCCACUGAUAUAUGCAGUCUACCUGAGGGUAAAAUUCAGGCAACAAAUACUGGAGAUAUGCCCGCAUAUGUCAACACCCAACAGAUUGAUGCCCACAUGCGUGCAGCACUUCAGGGAGAGACGGAAAAUAGUCCCCAGAAGGACCUUUUUGACAUGAAGCCCUUCGAGGAUGCCAUCCAGUCUCAGUCUCAUCCCCAAGGCCAACUCCAGUCAAAGAGCCAAACCCAGACCCAGCCAAUUGGUCUCCACAAGGCAGCGUCCGUGGAUAACUCCAGCCCUCUUCUAGUCCGCUCGGUGGCCUUCUGGUCACAGGAAGAACUAGAGGGACAGACUUGGUACCAUGGUGAAAUGAGCCGUCGUGAUGCUGAAAAACUUCUGAGAGAAGACGGGGAUUUCCUGGUUCGCAAGAGUACCACCAACCCUGGGUCCUAUGUACUGACAGGCAUGCACAAUGGACUUGCCAAACACCUGCUGCUGGUGGACCCCGAGGGCACGGUAAGGACAAAAGAUCACAUAUUUGACAGCAUUAGCCACCUUAUUGGACAUCAUCGUGAGAACAAUCUGCCAAUCGUGUCUGCUGGAAGUGAACUGUGUCUCAUCCAGCCAGUAGGAAGAAAAUAG
Lampris incognitus (smalleye Pacific opah) is the source of this 2013-nucleotide messenger RNA. It is a transcript of the gene shc3, whose product is annotated as SHC (Src homology 2 domain containing) transforming protein 3. Gene Ontology annotation, cellular component: plasma membrane. The record is from RefSeq and is a predicted model, not a curated record. NCBI's taxonomy places the organism in Eukaryota, Metazoa, Chordata, Actinopteri, Lampriformes, Lampridae. Bases 1 to 2013 code for a protein of 670 amino acids. Gene Ontology annotation, biological process: intracellular signal transduction; cell surface receptor protein tyrosine kinase signaling pathway. Gene Ontology annotation, molecular function: receptor tyrosine kinase binding. The transcript has 13 exons.